AUAACUCGGCAAAAAAAAAGGAAGAAAAAAAUAUCUCGCACCUCCACGCACCACCGCAUCUCCGCCUAGGGUUUCCUCCUCUCCAAGCUUCGCCGCCGCCCGCCGCCGCCGCCGACAUGGGGUCUAGCGACGAGGCCGGCUCCUCCAAGCACCACCGCCGCGACAAGGAGAAGGACCGCGAGCGGUCCUCCUCCCGCCACCACCGCGACCGCGACCGCGAGAGAUCCUCCUCUCGCCACCACCACCGCGAGGACCGGGAUGACGACCGGGAUCGGGACCGGGACCGGGAGCGCCGCCACAGGGAGAAGGAGCGGGAUCGCGAGGAGCGGAAGGCGCGGGAGCGGGAGGAGCGGGAGAAGGAGAAGGAGAGGGAGCGUGCGCGGCGGCGCGAGGAGAGGGACCGCGAGGAGAGGUCGAGGAGGCGGGAGGCGGCGGCGGAGGAGGAGGAGGAGGAUGUGGACCGCGACCGCAAGCGCCGCCGCCGGUCGUCGCACCACCACCACCACCACCGCGACGCGGAGCCGGAGGGGCCGGCUUCGGGGGCCAGGGAGGAGGAGGUGGUGGAUGUGGAGGAGGCCGAGAGGCGGCGCCAGAAGAAGAAGGAGGAGGAGCAGAAGCAGCUGGACGAAGAGAUGGAGACGCGGCGCCGCCGCAUCAAGGAGUGGCAGGAGAUGAAGCGCCGCGAGGAGGAGACGAAGCGCCGCGAGCAGGAGGAGGCCGGAGUUGGCACCUCAGCCGCCGCCGCCGCGGCCCCCGCAGAAGCAGAAGAUGGCGGCAAUGCCGGGAAGAAGUGGACCUUGGAUGGCGAGGAGUCUGAUGAGGAGGGGAACCAAGAGGAUGGUAAGAAAUCCGAUGAUAAUGGUGGUUCUGGUGCCGGUGCCAUGGACGUUGAUGUUCCAAAUGGGGGUGAUAAUGCAAACGGCGCCAAUGCUAUGGAUGAAGAUGAGAUUGAUCCGCUUGAUGCGUUCAUGAACUCGAUGGUAUUGCCUGAGGUCGCAAAGCUUGAGAGCAUGCCUGCUGCCAAUGUGGAUGACAAGAAUGAUAAGAGUGCUAAGGAUGCUGUGACUAAUGGGGAUAAAAAGGGGCCAAAGAAGGUGAUGGGGAGAAUUAUACAAGGAGAAGACUCAGACUCGGAUUAUGCAGAUGACGAGGAUGAUGAGGGUGGUUCCGAAGAUGAGGAUGAUGAGGAGUUCAUGAAACGUGUCAAGAAGACAAAGGCAGAAAAGUUGGCUAUUGUUGACCAUUCUAAGAUCGACUACCAGCCGUUCCGGAAGAAUUUCUACAUUGAGGUGAAGGAUAUUACAAAGAUGGCAGCUGAGGAAGUGGCAGCUUAUCGGAAGCAGUUGGAGCUCAAGGUGCAUGGGAAAGAUGUACCCAAGCCAAUAAAGACAUGGGUGCAGAGUGGGCUUACCAGCAAGCUCCUUGAUACAAUCAAGAAACUUGGUUUCGAGAAACCGAUGUCUAUACAGGCACAAGCACUGCCGAUCAUAAUGAGUGGGCGUGAUUGUAUAGGAAUUGCAAAGACUGGAUCAGGCAAGACUCUAGCAUUUGUCCUGCCUAUGCUGAGGCAUGUCAAAGAUCAGCCGGCUGUUGUUCCUGGAGAUGGCCCAAUUGGGCUUAUAAUGGCUCCUACUAGAGAGCUUGUGGUGCAGAUACAUUCAGACAUUAAGAAGUUUUCGAAGGCGCUUGGCAUCAACUGUGUUGCUAUCUAUGGAGGUUCUGGAGUUGCCCAGCAGAUCAGUGAACUGAAGAGGGGUGCUGAAAUUGUUGUUUGUACACCAGGCAGGAUGAUUGAUAUUCUUUGCACAAGCAGUGGGAAGAUUACUAAUCUUCGGAGAGUUACAUUCUUGGUGAUGGAUGAAGCUGAUAGGAUGUUUGAUAUGGGUUUUGAGCCUCAGAUUACUCGGAUAGUUCAGAAUACUCGUCCAGAUAGGCAGACAGUUCUUUUCUCAGCCACUUUUCCACGUCAGGUGGAGAUACUGGCCCGUAAGGUGCUGACAAAGCCUGUUGAGAUCCAGGUGGGUGGGAGGAGUGUCGUCAACAAAGAUAUCACACAACUGGUUGAGGUGCGGCCAGAAAAUGAGAGGUUCUUUAGGCUGUUGGAGCUGCUUGGAGAGUGGUUUGAUAAAGGUAAAAUUCUUGUUUUUGUCCAUUCACAAGAUAAAUGUGAUUCUCUACUCAAAGACCUGUUCCAGCAUGGAUAUCCAUGCCUAUCCCUGCAUGGUGGGAAAGACCAGACUGACCGUGAAUCAACACUAGCUGAUUUCAAGAGCAAUGUGUGCAGCUUGCUGAUUGCUACCAGUGUUGCUGCUAGGGGUUUAGAUGUCAAGGAGCUUGAGCUUGUUGUGAAUUAUGAUGUCCCGAACCACUAUGAGGAUUAUGUUCAUCGUGUUGGACGAACUGGACGUGCUGGGAGGAAGGGAUUUGCCGUGACUUUUAUUUCUGAGGAAGAGGAGCGUUAUGCUCCAGACCUUGUUAAAGCUUUGGAGCUCUCAGAGCAGGCUGUUCCAGAGGACCUGAAAGGUCUAGCUGAUCGUUUUAUGGCAAAGGUGAAGCAGGGAACAGAGCAGGCCCAUGGAACAGGAUAUGGUGGAAGCGGUUUCAAGUUCAAUGAAGAGGAGGAUGAAGCACGGAAAUCUGCAAAGAAGGCUCAGGCAAGGGAAUAUGGUUAUGAGGAGGACAAGUCAGAUUCAGAUUCUGAUGAGGAAGGAGGGGUUCGUAAGGCGGGAGGUGACCUUGCGGCACAAGCUAUUGCUGCUGCUCAAGCUGCUGCUGCUAUGGUUGCAGCAAAGGCUGCUAGCAAUGCCAACCAGCAAACACAAGGCACUUCUGUAGGGCCCUUGCUUCCUCUAGCCAUUGCUUCAAACACACAGAAUAACGAGGCCACAGCACGUGCACUGCAGGCUGCAUUUAACAUACAGCAAAAUCUGGCAAGGAUACAAGCACAUGCAGUCCCAGAACAUUAUGAGGCUGAGCUUGAGAUUAAUGAUUUCCCACAAAAUGCCCGCUGGAAGAUCACUCACAAAGAAACAUUGGGUCCUAUCCAGGAAUGGACGGGUGCUGCAAUCACUACAAGGGGAACCUUUUUUCCUCAAGGAAAAAUUGUUGGUGCUAAUGAACGCAAGCUGUACCUGUUCAUAGAGGGCCCCACUGAGCUAUCUGUCAAGAAGGCGAAAGCAGAAUUGAAGCGUGUCCUUGAAGAUUGUGCCAACCAUGCUCUGAACCUUCCUGGUUCUGCCCAAACUGGAAAGUACUCUGUUAUUUGAGGGGCGGAACAGAUGUAGGGAUUUUCUUGACAAGUGCAGCUUUCAUGGGUUUGCAGACCACAGUGCUAUUCUUGGAUUGGUUCUUCCAUAUGCGCGGCUCAUAUUUUAAAUCUUAGCUAUCGUGCAUGGCAGCUAAUGCUUACUUUUAAACUUAUUAUUGCAUGAUUAUUGUGGAGAUUGUCUAAUCUAGAAUGUUUUGACAAUUUCUGUAGCUACUAUUAACAGUGGUGGUAGCUUGCUGUUAACACAGGAUGUGUUCCAGGCAGUCUGUUGUGAACACUGUUAUGUGAACAUAGCUCUCAAGCUAUGUUACAUUGUUCACCCCGAGCACUAAUGGGGCAUGCUAAAUGCAAGAGAAGGUGCUGAGCUUUCUAGUGCAAUUUUGGAAGUGCUUGUUGGCUUUUGAUGCUAUAAACCUAAUAACUUGUCUUAUAUUCUUGCUUUGAAUAAAUCGGUGCGGUGGCACCAUUUCAGUGACAUAAUGGAAUAAGUGUUUGAUCGGCAUUUAAAUAAUGCAGGUUUAUGCUUUUCGUUUGCUCACUUGGAUGCUAUAAACAGGAAUUGGUAGUUCACAUGGGGUAUUAACGUUUUUUUCUGACUGCUACUUGUAUGAUCUGAUUCAAGCCUUUCAUGUGUUUAAAAAGGUGCCGUGAUGGUUCUUGUUUUGGUCUUCAGAUACACUUUACUGAUCCAGGUGCGGUGGACGAUGGUGCAGCUGCUGUUGAAGGAUGAGGCUGCCUCCGCGUAUUAUCUUCCCUUUACAUAAGAGUUCUUUAUCUGUGUCUCCUCUUUGCUUGGAGUGAGAUGCAGUUAUUAUAAGCUUAUAUAACUAAUAUCAUCAUCGUCAUGUAGAUUGCUGCUGCUCCUGUUGAGUUACAUUUGUGAAAAUGGUAGUGAUGCUAGAAUGUGACCUAGCACAGGAUACAGAGUUUGCUCUUCUUACCUUUUUCCUCUUGAGCCCAUGCUGAUACUUUCUGCUGCCCACUUUUCCCUCUUCAUUUUGGUAGAGAGCCUCCUGCAUAAUAUAAUAUACUACUAAUCUAUUGCAUUGCAUUGUGCAGAAGAUAGCACAACAGGUAGCAGGUAUGUGCAGGUAAAGAAACUAGAGGGCUUCUUGAUUUGUUUUCCCUUUUUUCUCCCCCUGCAUGUCUAGGUGGUACCCUAUGCAGAGUCUGACUCUGGCUUUAAGCAGUUGUGCAAUCAGAGCCAUGGCAUUGCCGCAUCGUAAUCUGCAGCUCUGGGAAGCUGGUGUUGCCUGGAGAGUGGGCUGGCUAUGGCGAUGUAUUUACAUUGUGUAAUUAUCACCUUUGUACUGGAAUUAUCAGAGACGUGGGUGAGCAGGAGAGAUGUGUUAACGAUCCAUUAGGAAAGCCAAAUGCUCUUCAGACAUUUUUUUCCCAGUUCCGCUCCUACAGCAACCUCUAUAGUCAUAUCCUGCUCAUUGCCAGAUUAUAAUGUGUUGAUGAAACAUCUUGUUUAUCUGGGUGAAACUGAGGGAACGUGGUCCCUAAAUUCUCAUCUA
Messenger RNA from Oryza sativa Japonica Group (Japanese rice), 4788 nucleotides. The record is from RefSeq and is a predicted model, not a curated record. Lineage: Eukaryota; Viridiplantae; Streptophyta; Magnoliopsida; Poales; Poaceae.